Molecule: messenger RNA, 1835 nt
Organism: Scheffersomyces amazonensis
Lineage: Eukaryota; Fungi; Ascomycota; Pichiomycetes; Serinales; Debaryomycetaceae
Exons: 1
Coding region: 111-1679 (522 amino acids)
Source: RefSeq, a predicted model, not a curated record
UUGCCCUAUAUGGAAAUCAUGAUACUCGCUAUCGUAGAUUUUUCAGUACUUAAAGGUUUCCUUAUGCGCCAGUGUAUAAUGCUUCUUUACCCCAUUCAAUAACCCAAAUCAUGUCUAUAGUAGAGUCACAGGAGUUUGAAUACUUGGAAUUGAUUCAUUUGAGUCAUCAGUUUGAUAGGCUAUCUGAGAAUGUUACUCAAAAUUAUGAGCCAUUGAACCAAAUUGCUAUACAAUCCUUACAAUUAAUGGAUAAGUAUCGAGCUCUACUGCCAGAUUUUGAUAAGUAUAUAAGGUAUUUAAAGAGCCAACAUCCUAAUGAAACAGAAUUAUGGACUAAAUAUGACUCUAAAUGGGCAAAAUUGAUUACUAAAGAGAAUGAGAUACUGAUAAAUAAAGUAGAGAAGGAAGUUAAAGAAGUAUCUAAUUCAUCAUCACCACCUCCAACAGCUGAAGAUUCUGUUGAACAACUUCAAAGUUUUGCUCUAAGUGAUAUUCAUGAAGAUGAUGUCAAUUCAUCUAAUAAUCAAAUAUUUAAUAAUUUUAAGAGAGCUUUACAGAUCAAUAUAAUUGGCCAUAAUUUUAGUGAUAACAUAUAUUUGAUUAAUACUUAUCUUACAAUUAAUACAAUUAAAUCACAUCCUAAAGAUUUGAAACAGAUUAUAGACAAUCGAUAUUUUGAACUAUUAUUCUUUCAAUAUUAUAAUAAUCUUAAUGAAUAUCAAUCAGUUUCAAAAACUACUAAUGAUGGUUAUAAGAAUCCUCAUAAUCAUGCCACCACCCUUAAUAUAUUAAAUUCUACUUAUAGUAAAGCUAAUUUGUAUUAUACAAAAGUUGAACCAAUAAUAUUCAAAUCAUUAAAGAAUGGAAUUAAAUUACCUUUGGAAGUAUACUAUUAUUAUCUAAUCAAAUUUUAUUAUCUUGCUGGAUUAUUUAAGGAACUUCGAUUACAUAAAUUUAAUGAAGAAUUCUUAUCAUUAUUAUUAAAUUCAGAUGGUGGUUUAUCUAAUAAUGAUACCAAUUAUUCAUUACAAUUAUUAUUAUCUUUAAAAUCAUUAAAAGUAUAUCUUUUUUCUAUGUAUGGUUUAGCAUCUAUCUUUACUAAACCAUUUAAAUCUUUAUCAUAUAUUAAUAAUGAAACAGUUAUGGAUAUAUUAACCAUAGAAGAAACCGGAUUUGAUUAUCGAUUAUAUAAUGAAGUUCUAUUACCAUUAUCAAAAUCAAACUUUAAACAGGCUCAUGAAAGUUUAUCUAAUCCUCAAUUUAUUUUACAAGCUACAAGUAUGUUAUACUAUAGUUUACCUACCAAUAAAAGAUCAUCUACUAGUACCGGAUUUUUUCAACAUAUAAAUAAGAUUAUUGAUUUGAAAUCUUUCUUAUUAAUUAUAUCAAUGACGAAACAAAUCUCUCGAUCAAAGCUAUUUAAUAUUUUAGGUCAUGAUAUUAAAGAUGGAGCAGAUGUUGACUCUUUAACAUCUAAUUUGUUAAGUUUAAUUGCUGUGUUGGGAUUAGGGAAAUUAGGUAUAGGAUAUAAGAUUGAAGAGGAAAUGUUUUAUAAUAAUGAAGAGAAUCAUGUAGAAGAUGAGUUACAAGUUAAACUUAAUAAAGUUACUAAUGAUAUCUAUGGUGAUAGUAUGGCUACUUUAAUGAAAGGGUUGUUAAUGGAAAAGUUUUUCAGUUAAUUUAUAAUUCAUAAUUUAUAAUUCAUACUUUUAAUUUUAUAUAUAAUUUGUAAAUCAAAUCCAUAAUAAAUAAUCGACCUCCAAGUACAUUGAAUUUUAUAUCGCUUACAUCUAAAUCGAUGGGCUUUGGUUGGUAGUCAUUUUCAUCAUUGAAUU